AUGGCUUCGAUUGCUCGCUCCUCCCUGCUGCGGCAGGUUGCUUCGGCCUCCCGGGUGUCGAUGGCGACAAGGCCCGCCCUCCAGCAGAGCGUCCUCGCUCGCGCUGCCACCUUCCACACCACAUCCAAGAGGGAGCUGCUGCCCCCUCUGCCGCAGCGCAUUAAGGGCACAGUGAACGACGCUGUCCCCGUCCCCGAACCCUCGCCCGCGCAGGGCUCCUACCACUGGACCUUCGACCGGCUGGUGGCCGCUGGUCUGGUUCCCCUUACCGUGGCCCCCUUCGCCGCCGGCUCGCUCAACCCGACGCUCGACGCCAUCCUGUGCGCCGGCAUCCUGAUCCACUCACACUCCGGCUUCCAGCAGAUCAUCAUUGACUACGUCCCCAAGUAUCGUACGCCGACCGCUCGCAAGCUGUUCAUGUGGGGCCUGAACGCUGCCACCGUCGUCGUUGGCCUGGCGCUGUACGAGUUCGAGACCACUGAUGUCGGUCUUACUGAGGCCAUUAAGCGUAUUUGGACUGCUUAA
Thermochaetoides thermophila DSM 1495 is the source of this 525-nucleotide messenger RNA. RefSeq names its product succinate dehydrogenase-like protein. The record is from RefSeq and is a predicted model, not a curated record. Gene Ontology annotation, cellular component: membrane; mitochondrial envelope. Gene Ontology annotation, molecular function: ubiquinone binding; heme binding. Bases 1 to 525 code for a protein of 174 amino acids. NCBI's taxonomy places the organism in Eukaryota, Fungi, Ascomycota, Sordariomycetes, Sordariales, Chaetomiaceae. Gene Ontology annotation, biological process: tricarboxylic acid cycle; mitochondrial electron transport, succinate to ubiquinone. The transcript has 3 exons.